Messenger RNA from Venustampulla echinocandica, 696 nucleotides. RefSeq lists its product as uncharacterized. Bases 1 to 696 code for a protein of 231 amino acids. The transcript has 2 exons. The record is from RefSeq and is a predicted model, not a curated record. NCBI's taxonomy places the organism in Eukaryota, Fungi, Ascomycota, Leotiomycetes, Helotiales, Pleuroascaceae.
AUGGCUGUAACUCUAUCCACUCCUUUGGGAUCCGACACGAUACAACGGUCUGCCACCACCACGUUGGACAAUACCGAAAACUCCAGCAUCACCAUUCCUGAGAGUGUCACAAGCCAACAGGUCAUAGACGGUGGAAACAAAAAAGAAAAUUUUCUCAUCGUCUCCCCGUAUGAUGAGGAACCGCAUCUCCUUGAUCUCAGUACACUAGACACUGCCAAUCAACUACUGGCUAAGGCCCUCACCGGACUGAAAUGCUUGAGAGUCGAUUACGCAACCGCCCCUUAUACCGAGAUCUUCAACUGGUCCGAGGUCACGCAGUCGAUCCAAAAGCUGGCCACGGCUUCAGACUUCACGUGGAAGGUGACUUCCUUCUAUAUCGUGGUCUUCAGAUCUCGCAUCCCGCCAACGACGGUGUAUGCCGACCUCGGUGUUCUCGAUAAGGCAGCACACGCAGAGGCGACUAAGAGCGGCGGCUUCCUCAAAUACUGGUUUGGAUCACCCGACCCUGAGGGAAGGAACCUCGCAACUUGCGUCUGGCGCAACCAGCACGAUGCUAGAGUCGGAAGUAUAGGAGAAGCCCACAGAAAAGCCGCGGCAGCGACGAGAUUCCUGUACACGGAAUGGAAAAUUGAGCGUUUGAGGCUUAUCAUCAAGGACGGUGCGACGGACUGGGAAAUCACUAACUGGGAAGACUGA